GAAAACCGCAAAACCCCUUUCCCCUAUGUCACUGGGUAGAGGGGGGAAAAGACUGUGAGAGAAAGAAAACGCAAAUGCUCUAAAAGCUUUGGCUAGAAAUUCUCUUUUCACCACAGCUUCCUGGAAAAUGGCAGUUAAACCGUUGUUGAAAACGAGCAUUUCAACAGGUUACAGAAGGCCUAUACAGUUCCAACAACAGAGACAAGAGGAAAAGACUCUCAUUUGACCGGUUUGUAAAGCUGAGGCAGAAGUGACUGGGAAGAGUCAGCUGUAACUCAAGUCUAGCGCAGAAACUCAUAAAUUCGACAAGAUCAUCAACAAGCUUGUGCAUUGCAGUUUACUUUGAUUCCAGCGACCUUGGGUACUUCAAGGGCGCACGACCUACGACCCGUGAAGGACCACAUAUGUUGUCUUGCAGGUUUCCUCGGGCAAACAAACCGUUUAACAAAACCUCAUUGUAUAAGAAAGUUGUAUUACGAAUUCAGAUAGACACGGUGUUACAUACCGAUGGGUAGAAAACUGUUAAAUCUGGGAAGUAUUCUUGGAAAACAAGAGGGUGUUAUUUUAAAGAAACCCCGUAUUAUGCUGUAUUGUUUAGGUUAUUGUGCGAAUAAGCCCUGAAGACUCAACCCGGUUGCUGAGCCCUUAUUUGUAGACUAUAGAACAUAUUUAUGUAUACGUUAAGGUUGGCUGAAUCUGCAAUACCCUUAAGCCUAACCUAUUUUUUUUUAAUAAUUGAUAACGUAAAAUGUUAUUUCUUAUACCAGUCACGAUCUCAUGAUGUCUUGCUUAAGAGAAAACCUCAAAGUGGAAAAAGACGUCGCAGGUGUCCUUUGCACGACGUUUUAUAAAUACCGAAUUUCAGGUGGGAAGACGCAAUGAAUAAGAUAAUACAUUUCAAAAUAGAAUCCAGUGCAUAGUCAGACAGAAAUUAUUUGAUAAUAUGUAUUUCAAGGAGCACGUAGUCUAUACGGAGGAACACGUGUGUUGCACACACAGCAGCCAAAGAUGGACAUCAUGAUGUAUGACCCGGUAUAAACGUUGAGCUAGCUUCCAGUAUGGGUGUGACUUUGAUAUCAACAAACAAUAACCUUAUCCGUCUUUCUUUCAUUUCACCUUUAAAAACAUUACGCAAAUGAUAAAACAAUUUUCUAUACUGAGUAGGUGAAAUAGUAAAGCAGGUAAGCCUACUAAGUGAACAUUAAUUACCUAUAUAUAUAUAUUCAAAGACUCGAGUAUUUGUUCAAUAAUUAAAGAUGGGCACUCAUGCGUGUGGAAACGUGGCUUACGAAAUAAGACUGUAGAGGCUACAGACCUCUGCAGCGCUUUAAUGAUGAUUUCGAUAUGGUCAUGUUUUGUGUUUCCUAUGACGCAUUCAUACAGAAAGUGAAACAACUUAAAAAACGAGUGUCGGAACAUGGAAAACACAACAAACCUCAAAACAUAUCAAAUUACAUGGGUUUAAGUUAUGAGAUUGUGUAAAUUUCGCAUCUGGUGUGAUUGUGUUGCUCUUUUGUCUUACGCAUUGUAUUACCCAGUGGCUCUAUAAUAUUUAUACAUUAUAUUUUUCAUAAUAGUCAAAUUUUACACAGUGUAUUAAUGUAGAACUGGAGUUAAGACCCAUAUUAAAGCAGAAAUAAUUUGUUUCAAUAUAAAUGUGGAAGACGAAUAAUUAUAUAUCAUAAGAUAUCACUGAUACAACGCAACGCUAAAAAUUACCUACCUACUGAGAUGAGGUCCUUUACUUUCUUUGUAAAAAAUGUCCCUUAAUAAUACAUGCGUCUAAGUAUGCAUAGUUAGUUUACAAUACAUUUUCCAAGACACAUAUUUAUUUUCAUGUGUGGAUGUAGUUUAUGUCAUAUGUAUUUGAAUUCUAGUCAAGUACGUAACUAAGGUGCAGUUAAGUAUUUUUUUCCACAUAACGGACUUGGGGUGUGAUACAAUGUUAUAUAUAUAUAGAAAGAAAAUUAUAUUCGUUAAAACACUGAAAAUAAAAAUCCGCUGGCUGAAUUAAUAUCGAGCUACUCAAUCAGACAUUAUCUGACCACUGUAUACUUGAUAGUUAUUACUGAUAAUAGCUAUUCAUCUGUUCGCGCACACUUUUUAUAGAUGUAGGCCUAGGAACACAUAUUGUAAAAUGUAAAAUCAAGUAUUUUUUAGAAUUAAACUUAGCUGAAAUCUUAUUGUAAUUUGUGUUGAUUGUAUUAUGUCUGAGAACAUAAAGAGUUGCGAGAAUUAACAGGAAUUUGUAAAGCAUUGCUUAAGUAUUUGUAAUCUGUUGCAUAUCUUUAAUUCUCAAAGGCCUAAUUCCCAAACCUUGUAUGUAUUCUAUAGGCUUUGUAUGUAUAUAGUAUGAAUUUAACAUUUAUUUUCCUGGAGAAUGUUUACAUUAGUGUUCAACACUCUGAACCCGAUCCCACCCAUAAACGGGUUUGUUUUGUCGACUAUUAUGAAUCGAUUCUAGAGGUGUCUUUGAAUUAAGACAUAUUAAAUCGAUGACAGAUACACAUCAUGCUGUGUUUAACAAGGAUUCUACAAGGAGGCGUGUGCUGAUACCAUAAAGCCGGGCAAUACUCAGGUUUACAAGUUUUGCCUCAGCAUUCAUGCAUAAAGUAAUAAACUCGCCCUAAAAGUACAACAUAAAAAAAACUUGCAUUUCAGAAGAAAAAUAAAUAUGGUUUUCAGAGACAAUGACUUUUUGCACAAAUACCUAAAAGUAAAAGGUGCUGAUUCGCAUAUACAACAUACGGUAAAUAGUUCUGUUAUCUGAAUGAAUGGCAGUUGGGACCUGUACGCAAAGUUAGACUGGAGCUCUAAGAUAAGGCUUCGUAUAAAAUCAUAUCUACACCAAACUUUGCAGUUAUUCGAUAUGUUUACACAUGUUUGUUUUUGUAUUUCUAUCUCUUUCCUUGAAACAUCAAUGAGACUGUAUGAGGUCCAAAUAGAGCAUUUUGGUAGCUGGAUGGAAUCACCUUGAGUAACAAAAUGAAAUAUAUAAACACACUUCCCCCAGUUCCCCGUUGAUUUUCUUCUUCGAUUCUCGAGAUCAAAUGCAGGAAUUUACCUACAACGUUCUACAGGUCAUAACAUUUAAUUUUCUACAUAAAAAGCUGAAGUGCGAAAAUCCCUUUUAUGUCUCGAAUCAGCAGCUCCCCUGUUAUUUGCUAUUACUUUUCACAUUAUUUUGAACAGGUGUAGACGCCCCCUUUUCAAUUAUUUAUUUUACACAAAUAAAUAAGAUCAUAUUAUCACCAUAAUUAUCUAAAGGUUUUUUUUUUCAGGUGUUAUUUUCCCCUGCAAUAAGUUUGAACUUCGGGUUAUACUUAAAAGUAUUCCCCCAGAUGUACACAUAUCGCUUAGGUAUUAUAAACCUAAGGUAAUUUACUCUUCUUUGCAAGUUUAUCUAGAUUUAGAGAUUUUCUAGACAUACAAAUACAAUUCUUAAAUCUUACAGACCACUCUGCUACGCCUAACCUCCACAAAAGUAAAAUGUUUUCCGUGUUUGUUCACAGUGUUGUUUAAUUGAUUAUAUGAUUUUGUAAAAGCCCGAAACAAAGAUCUGUUUCAGAAACAGUGAAUUUUAAAAUACGCAAGUUCGUCGUCACUCAGAGGCUGAGCUAAUUAUUAUAUGAUUCAGAAUGCUGUCCUCAGAUAUGUGAAACGAUGUCGUCGACAACCUCGUGUUUAUUUGACUGUACUUAUGCAUAUAUGUGCAUAUAUAUGUUCACAUACUACCUGUUUUUUAAAAAAUAAAGAUUCUGUACUUCAUUUUAAGAUUUGUAUCUUGAUCAAAACAAAUAUACAGUACGAUAAUACAGUUCUAAGAAAGAUCGUUAACUGAUGUGAGAUUCAGUGGGCCACUAAAUAUUUUCAAAUUUUUUGAAAUAUAUUAAUGUUCACGCACCGCAUUUUUAAUCUUUGGGCCUUAAUGUAAUUGUAUUUCUAUAGCCUCCUUUUCUGCAGUCAGUAGGCAAAAUAAAGGGGUAAACGCAAACAUGAAGAUUAGAAUUUCAUUUCUAGUUACACGCCCUAUUUGUAAAUCUUUGAUUACAUCCAUGUGUGCGACUAUCAGCGAAAAGAAAAACACACAGAUUUGCCGCUAACUUUGCGAGUACAACUUUUUUGAAACAACAGUGAGGAAGAGAGUGAGGGGGCGGAUCCCUGCUGUGCCUCUGCGCUGAAAGGCAGCCAAUCGCUUCGUUCUCCUAACUGCCAGUCACCGAAAUCCGUCCAAUACCCGCAGUGCCAUUUCUAAACUCUAUUCCCCACUGUGUCUUCCAACUGUUGUAUGUUCUGCCAAUCGCUUGAGGACAGAGUGGGAAAAGGAACAAGCAGAGUUAGAGGCAGGACAAAAGAAGUUAUAGAGACCGCUAUAUACAUAUAUAUUAAUGUUUUGGAAGGCGUGUAGUGGGGAAAAACAAUACCAGUGAGUGUGGAUGGACUUGACUGUGUAGUUAUGGAGCCCCCUUUGAGCAAGAGGAAUCCGGCGCUAAGAUUAGCGGAUUUGGCAGCGACUCAACCCCUUCCUCAUCAGAAUAUGACAGGCUUCCCGGGGAUAGGGGGGCAUCACCCUCACUCUCACCAUGCCCACCUCCACCCUGGGGAGAUGGGCAACGACCCUGGAGUGGCACUCACUCCAUUUGGACCUGAGCACAUGGCACAGACAAAUGCUCUCAAACUUAGUCCAUCUCAGCCCAUUCAAAGCCACCCUGAAGCCCAGACCGCGGCAUCUUUCGCUUCUGCACAGACUACAGUUGGCUUCCCCGCGGCUCACCCCCACUCAGGCUACACAACCAGCAGGGACUACAUCCUCAGGAGAGAGCUUUCAGCCUCUGCUAUGCAUGCACUUGGCGACCAGCAUAGUUCCGCCUCCUCCCCUCAUCACCAUGGCAUGUUUAUUUCCCCAACAGGUGCUUACGGGCACUCGGAAGGUGGUGCCCAUCCACUUUUUUCUGGACUUCACGAACAAGCUGCCCCAGGUGCCCAUCACCACGCUCUCAACGGGCAGAUGCGUUUGGGUCUUCCGGGGGACAUUUAUGGCAGGCCAGAGCACUUCGGUCACAGGCCAGAGCACUACGGACCUUCUUCCCUCCACAGCUACAACUCCAUGAACUUAAAUGUGAACAUCGCGGCAGGUCCUCACGGAGCCGCGGGGGCGUUUUUGAGGUACAUGAGGCAGCCCAUCAAGCAAGAGUUAAUCUGCAAAUGGAUUGACCAAGAACAAACUUCAAAGAAGCCCUGCUCCAAAACUUUCAGCACCAUGCACGAGCUGGUUAACCAUGUCACGGUGGAACACGUCGGGGGACCAGAGCAGAGCAGUCACGUUUGUUUCUGGGAGGAAUGUCCAAGAGAAGGAAAAGCUUUUAAGGCGAAGUACAAACUGAUAAAUCACAUCCGAGUUCACACGGGAGAAAAGCCCUUUCCCUGUCCCUUCCCUGGCUGUGGAAAAGUGUUUGCUCGCUCGGAAAACCUCAAGAUACACAAGAGGACACACACAGGGGAGAAGCCAUUCAAAUGUGAGUUUGACGGCUGCGACAGGAAAUUUGCCAACAGCAGUGACAGGAAGAAGCACUCUCACGUCCACACGAGUGACAAGCCUUACUACUGCAAAGUAAGAGGCUGUGACAAGUCAUACACGCACCCCAGCUCCUUGAGGAAGCACAUGAAGGUUCACUGCAAGUCCCCCCCGCCUCCUCCUGCCAACACCGGCUCCGCGUACCAGGCUGCAUCGAAUACACUCGGAGCUCCCCUCUCCCCGACCUCCGAGCCACCGAGGAGUCGAUCGACAACCCUCUCGCCUCAGGUUACCAACCUCAACGAGUGGUACGUGUGCCAGGGGAGCGGAGGGCCGAACAACCUCCACACCCCUCCCAGCGACGUGCCAACUUCAGACUCCGAGGACGAGGACUCUUACAGAAGCACAGAUCCAAGGACAAUGCUCUGAUGUUGACAUUCCCUGAACAACACAAUAAACUUUUUAUUGAUGUUAUCCUGUUUCAUAAAGCUGUGGCCAGUAAGUGGGGAUUACCUAUAAGCAUAUCAGCCUGCAGGGUGGUGGAUCGGAGGGGACCGAUAAGAGGACGCAGAGUGGUGAAGCAAAAAAACAAACAAAUUUACACUUUGAAAACCCCCCUGUCCACCCCCUUAAGACACAAACUGUUUUAAUUUCCAAUAUUCCGAGAAAAACUUUUUGUGUUUUUUACUUCCUUUGGAAAAAAAAAGACAGAUCUUGUGCGUGAAAGGCUUGUAGUGAACAAUGGGAGCUAAUUGUGUUGAUGAUAAUGCCGUUUGAAAAAUAAGAUGCAUUGAAUAAGAACGCUGGGUUCCAAAUAUCACACCCCCUUCUCCGGUAAUUCAUCUUUCUCAGAAGGAUUCACUUUCAGAAAUAUAGUUGAUGAACACCAAAAACUAUGACUACAAAAAUAUUUCUAAUCAAAGUUCUAAUAAACAUGAGAAAUAAGUUAAAUGAUGUGUCUAUAUAUACAGUAUAUAAUAUAUAUCAUACCUUUGUUCUGUAAUGGUGUGUACAUAUACAUGACCACAAGAAUAAAGUGGUGUGUCUUAGUCUAACAUGAUUCAGUCAUCACUGAUUAAUGGUGUUACGAUGACAUUGUCCAUAUGAUGUCAUCAUACUCUGUCACAAACCUUCAAAAUCUAACCUGUCCAAUCCAUCAGUGUCUAAUCUGUCCACAGCACAAUAAGUACAGAGAAUCUUAAUAGACCAGUGUCAUUUAUUCAAUUAUCAUUUAAUUCCUUUGCAUUAAUGUCACUUAGAGCAGCAAAUUAUUUAGAGAAUCCUAGAUCAUUUUAAAGGUGAAAUCGUCUGAGAACAUUCCAUGCAAUAUUUAAAAUUAUUUUACACAGAAAAAAAAUAAUUUUGAAUUUUAUGGCGAAGUCGCAUUCUAUUUUGUUUCAUCGAUAGGAAAGCGUUAAGGCCUGUUGCGAUAAAAGGAAGAAACACAAGGGGUACAGUCGUUGUUGAAACGUGCCCAAUAAUUACGCUUAGAUGACAGUUGUAUUUACAAGAUAUACACAGAUAUAUUUUAUGAUGAAAAAAUAGCAUCAAAUAUACAAACUCGUUAAAGAGUACUAAUUUGUCCUUUGAGACCCUAAAGAUGUAAAAUUGACAGGCCUAUCCCUGACGGAUUUGUAUAUAAUUGUAUUGUUGGCCGUGGGUGUUAUAGUCUUUGCUACAGUUAAUUAAUGUUGCUGUUGUUUUGUAAAUUGUAAUUUAUUUGCUCUCGUAAUAUUGUUCGAAAAUUACAGAUACACCAAAGAAUAAUAAUAUUAAUUUUGGUGAGACGUCGUGAUGUUUUUUUUGUCUUUUUUACGUGUUCUGUAAAAGAAUAUUAUCUUUUUACUUGAAUGAGCUGUAAUGUGAAAAGCAAUUCGCAUGCCCAGUGUAGUAGUGGCGUAAUGACUUCGUAUAUCGUCGAGGUGCAUGGCACUGUGGAUUUUGAAAGAAAAAAAUGAACCAGCUCUGAUUGUGGAGGUCUGUGAUGUUUGUGGUAAAAGAUGACAACGUGGUAAACUUGAAUAAAAUGGAAUCAGACGCUUAAAAAUAAAAACUUGUUUUUCAUACA
This is a messenger RNA of Lepisosteus oculatus (spotted gar), 7583 nucleotides long. RefSeq names its product zic family member 5 (odd-paired homolog, Drosophila) (gene zic5). Gene Ontology annotation, cellular component: nucleus. Gene Ontology annotation, biological process: regulation of transcription by RNA polymerase II. Gene Ontology annotation, molecular function: DNA-binding transcription factor activity, RNA polymerase II-specific; RNA polymerase II cis-regulatory region sequence-specific DNA binding. Lineage: Eukaryota; Metazoa; Chordata; Actinopteri; Semionotiformes; Lepisosteidae. The record is from RefSeq and is a predicted model, not a curated record.